Molecule: messenger RNA, 354 nt
Organism: Pelobates cultripes (western spadefoot toad)
Lineage: Eukaryota; Metazoa; Chordata; Amphibia; Anura; Pelobatidae
Source: the annotation of a GenBank genome assembly
AUGUGGACACCCAAACAUCUCAGACCUCCUAAACUCAGGUUGUUCCCCACCACAACAUAUACGAUUAAAGUAUGGGAUAAAUUUAUGCACGCACAAGACUGCAAAACUGUCUUCCAUGCCCAGGCCCCACUAACAGCCCUAAAGGCCAUAUCCCCCAACCUUCCACUAACGAAGUGGAGCAAUGCAGGAAUUACCCAUAUUCACCAAAUUGUAGACAACAGUAAGGUAGUACAAUUCAUGGACCUACAAACUAAAUGGCAAUUGCCAUCCAAAGAACUAUUCACCUACCUAAGAAUCAAGGGAAUCAUAAUGACACAUGUACAGUUACACCACACCAAACCUCAAGACACACUA